This is a messenger RNA of Chlorella variabilis, 8397 nucleotides long. RefSeq lists its product as hypothetical. The coding region runs from base 1 to 8397 and encodes 2798 amino acids. Gene Ontology annotation, biological process: endosome organization; regulation of early endosome to late endosome transport; receptor-mediated endocytosis. The record is from RefSeq and is a predicted model, not a curated record. NCBI's taxonomy places the organism in Eukaryota, Viridiplantae, Chlorophyta, Trebouxiophyceae, Chlorellales, Chlorellaceae. The transcript has 50 exons. Gene Ontology annotation, cellular component: endosome membrane.
AUGAGCGGGAUCGAUCACUUUAUUCAGCUGCUGCGCAAGCAGCGGGAGGAGCGGCAUGGCGGCACUGACGCGGUUGCCCGCUUCCUGGUCACCAAGCUGUCUUGGCGGGGCAACUACCGCCGCCUGCUCACCAUCCAGCCCACCCACAUCACCACCCUGUACCCCGACAGCCUGGCAGUGACCAACAGCUGGGCGUUUGCGGGCGACCACGACCUGGCGGGUGUGGAGGUGGGGGGCGAGCACGCAGAGGGCGGACUGCUCACCCUGCACUUCCGCCGCGACAAGAAGGGCAUCAGCUCCAAGGAUGUGAGGUUUGCGUGCCGGGACCGUACCGCCCUGCUCAGCCUGCUGUACCGCGGCAUGGAGCUUGCCGUGGCGCGCGGCAGCUGCGGCCUGGGCCCCACCGUGCUGGGGCAGCCGGAGGAGUUCCGAGGCCACAAGCUACGCAAGGGGCGCUGGCAGGCGGUGCUGCUGCGGGUCACGGCGCACGCAGUGGAGCGGGUGGACCCCGGCAGCGGCAUGGUGAAGUGGCGGCUGGAGUACCGCCACAUGGCGUCGCCCGCAGCCCGGCUGCUGGUGCCCGGGGAGGGGCAGCCCCCGGGCCAGGGCGCGUUUGCGCUGUUUGGCAAGACGGGGCGCUCGCCGCGGGUGUACUGCUGCACAGGGCGGGACGGCUUCCUCAAGGCCAUGCAGACCGCGGCGCUUCGCAAGCUGGGCCUCACCCUGGCUGUGGACGGCAGCGCGGCGCUGGAUGGCGCCUGCCUGCUGGCUGCGGUGGCCGGCGCGGAGCGCGAGCGGGCGGCCUCGGAGGGCGAUGCGCCGCUGGGGGAGUGGGAGGUGAUGCGGGUGAAGGAUCUGUUGGAUGCAGGCGACCUGGCGGCCUCCCGUGCGGCGGCCGACGUGGGCGGGUGGAGCGGCGUGGCGCAGCGGCGCCUGGUGCUGACGCGGGGCGGCCUGCUGGAGCGGCGGCCCGGGGACUAUGAGGUGGCCGAGUGGCGCCAGCUGCCCGCGGUGGCGGCGCUGGUGCGGUUUGCCGAGGACCCUCAAUGGUUAGCUGUGGAGUGGGCAGACGGCACGCCCGCUGCCACCUACGUCACCCCGGCACGCGACGCGCUGCUUGCUGCGGUGCUGGACGCCGCACAGGCGGCGGCUGGGCGCCCCAUCCCCGUGCUCAGCCAGCCCACCACGCCUGGGGACGUCAUCGUGGUGCAACGGGCGCAGGCGGUGGCGGCGCCUGCCGUGGCCGACGAUGCUGAGCUGGACAAGCUCUGCCUACACCAGCUGAACGCCGCCGCCCGCGACUUCAUGGCAGCCGGAGGAGGCUCCACCUCGCUCACAGCGCUCGCACUGGUGGGCCUGACGGCGGCGUCCGCGGCCUCUCCCGCUGCCGCCACAGCCGCAGCCUCAGCGGCAUCGUCGGGUGGCGGUGGCGGAGGCGGCGACGCAGCGGCGGCAGAGGAGGCGGGCGCCGAGGCCGGCGGCAGCGGCUCGCCCCAUGGCUCAGCCAACAGCCUGACCAGCCUGCUGAGCCCAGGGCCGGCUGCCGCCAGCGGGCGCUCCGGCUUCAUGCACCGCGCCUUUGCCCGCCAUCCAGCCGGCGGCGGCGGCGGCGGCCCCAGCGGCGCCAGCGCCGGCGCCGGGGCGCACCACGCCAGCGACGGCGCCAGCUCAGCAGCAGCGGCCGACGCCUUUGCCGUCUUCCAGCAGCGGGUGCGGGAGUUCAACGCGUGCGUGCCCUAUGCCGGGCUGCAGCCGGGCUGCCGCGUGGACGACGUGGUGAUCCUCGCCCUGCUGGCACACCUGCCCCGCCAGCAGCCCUCGGGGCACGGGCUGGGUCCUGACGAGGCGAGGCUCGCGGUGGCGGCCCUGCAGUGCCUGCAGCGCCUGGCGAGCGCCAGCGUGGCGAAAGGGGGAAGUGGCGCGGUGGGCAUGUCACAGAUCAUCGGUGCCGCGGGCGGGGCGGGCCGCAUCUUUGCGGCGCUGCUGUCGGGCCACAGCCACGCGGCGGCCGAGGCGGCGCGCCUGCUGCUGCGCUUCUUCGCCCCCGCCGCGGCGCGCAGCGGCGCGGGGCCGUGGGCAGGGGCUGCGGGGCCCGCACGCGCAGGCAGCGAGGCUGGGGAGCCGAGCGAGGAGGAGCGUGCGGCGGCGCAUGCCGCCAAGAGUGUCUGCUUCAUCUCACACAGCAGGCGGGCGCUGCUGCUGUGCGCGGCGCUGGUGCGCGUGCUGCGCCAGGCGCACGUCGCCCCGCUGCUGAGCAUGGCGGUGGCGGAGGCGGCGGCGGCGGUGGUGUGUGAGCCGGGGAGUAGGACCACGGAGCAGUCGACCCUGGAGGCGAUCGUACAGGAGGCGGCGGCGCUGGGCUCGCCCCUCUUCUCCCUGUUCUCCCACCCCGCCCCGCGCGUGGCGCACGCGGCAGCGCUCAUCAUGCGGGCGGUGGCGGAGGGCGGCGCAGAGGCGGCGCAGCCGAUGCGGGGGGCCGCCCUGACAGAGGGCGCGAUCCUGACGCACCUGCUGAGCGCGGUGAGCCCGCGUGGCAGGGCGCACAGCGUGCUCAGCAGGGACCUGGUGGCGGUGUGGGCCGACGAGUAUGCCCCCGCCCUGGGCCUCCUGAAGCGCAUCUUUCCACCAGGACUCAUCCGGUACCUCAACCAGCGCCGCCAGCAGCCGCAGCGGAAGCAGCAGCAGACGCAGGAGGCGGCAGCCCCGGCAGCCGCUCCCGUGGCGGGUGUAGGAGACACGGCGGCGGAGCAGCAGCCCGCGGCUGGAGCCGUGCCUGCGGCGGCAGCGGCAGACGAAGCAGGCGGCCUGGCCCAGCAGGCGGCGCAGGCUGCCGCUGGGCAGGCGCCCCCAGCAGCUGGCGGCGACCCUCUGCAGCAGGCGCAGCCACAGCAGGGCCAGGACGUGCAGCAGCAGCAGCAGGAGCAGCGAGAGCAGCAGCAAGCCGACGCUGGCGUCAAGCAGCGCUAUCUGGAGCCCCAGCUGCCGCCCCGCCCAGGCACCCUGCGUGGGAACUGGGAGGCGUUUUGGGCGGCGGUACAGCGGGACCACAGCCAUGCUGCCCUGAUCUGGAACGAGGGGACCCGAGCUGAGCUGCGGGAGGCGCUGCAGGCGGAGGAUGCUUCGCUGCGGCUGGCCCGCCAGCGGGGCGCCGACGCGGCCUCCUUGUCGGCGGCAGACGGCGGCGGCGGCGGCGGCCUGUGCUGGAACCAUGCUGAGUUCAGGGUGGCCUACCCCUCGCUGAGCAAGCACCUGUGCAUCGGCGGCAUCUACGUGCGCCUGCUGCUGGAGCCGGGGCCCGGUAGUGGCGGCGCCGGCAUCGUCGAGCGGCUGCCCGCACCUCGCGAGUUCUUCGCCGCAGCCCACCACCGCCUGCUGUGCCUGGGGGACGCCUCGCUGGCUCCCACGGUGGCAUCCCUGGCCACAGGCAGCGGUGGCGGCGGUGGCGGCAACGGAAGGGUGGCGGAUGCCGACGCGGACCGGGAGCUGUGUGUGCGGGCGAUGGCAGCAGCUUACCACGCCCACGCAGGCGCCAUCGGCCCGGUGGAUGGCAUCGCCCACCUGGCCGCCCUGCUAGAUGCCACACCCAGCAGGGCACUGCGGCAGCACCUGCUGCUGCUGUUUGAGGCUCUGGUGGGCCCCAGCAUCCUGGCCCGCACCUCCUCCUCCUCCAGCGCAGACAGCAACAGCAGCGCUGGCGGCGGGGCCAGCGAGGCCGCGGUGCGUGCGGCGCACGCCAAUGGCGUCGCGCUGGUGGAGGCCCGGGGCGUGCAGCUGAUGGUGGAUGUGCUGGCGGGGGCGCACGAGGCAUCGGAGCGCCCGGUGGCGGCGCUGCAGACCAACCUCAUCGCCGCCAGCAGCUACGCAGAAGAGAGCCGGGAGUGGUACUACUACCAUGCGGUACCGCUGACAGGUGCCGGGCAGCAGCAGCCGCUGCAGCAGGACGGGCAGCAGCGCGUGGGGCCGGUCAGCAAAGCCGAGAUUCGGCAGCUGCACAGCUCUGGCACCAUCAGCGGCGCCACGCCCUUCUGGACGGCAGGCAUGCCCGAGCCACUGCCGCUGGCGGCUGUGCGGGAACUGCGGUGGUGGGUGGCGCGAGGAAUAGGUCCUCUGACGGCGAUGCAGGCGGCAGGCGUCGCGCUGCGCGUGCUGCAGGCCUUGGCCGAUCAGCAGCCGGCGGUGGACCGGCAGAGCGGCCAGGUGCUGUUCCCGCUGCCGCUGGCGCACCGCCAGAUGGCGGCGCCGCCCUGCCUGCCGCACAUCGCUCAGGUGUUGCUGGCGGGAGAGCCCUCGCUGGUGGCUGGCGCCGCCACGCUGCUGCUGACGGUGCUGCAGCACAGCCCAGACGGGCUGGCCACGCUGCACCGCACCGGCCUGCACUUCUUUGCGCUCGCCUACUGCGGCAGCAACCUGCGGGAGGUGGCUCGCCUGCUCAAGGCCUGCCACCUGGCGGCCAGCACCGCCGCCGGCGCCGCCGCCUCUGGCCUGCCGCUGGCCAAGCGCAGCAUCUUGGGCGGCCUGCUGCCGGAGUCGCUGCUGCACAUGCUGGAGAGCUACGGCCCCGACCAGUUUGCCGCCGCCCUGGCCGGCGACUCCGACAGCCCGGAGCUGAUCUGGACGCACCGCAUGCGGGCGCAGCGCCUGGUGCCGCAGAUGCUGCGCCACCUUGGCGACUUCCCGCGGCGCCUGCGCGAGAGCUGCCAUGCCGUGUACGAGUACACGCCCUGCCCGCCUGUGGGCUACCCGGAGAUCGAGGGCGAGGUGUGGUGCCACCGAUACUACCUGCGCCAUCUGUGCGACGAGGCGCGCCACCCCGACUGGCCGCUGGCCGACCACGUGCAGCUGCUGCAGUCUCUGUUGGACGAGUGGCGCGCUGAGCUGUCGCGGCAGCCGCUGUCGAUGAGCGAGGCGGAUGCGUGCGGCGUGCUGGGCCUGCAGCCGCAGGCCGACGGUACGGUACCGGAGGAGGAUCUAAAGGCUGCUUACCGCAGGCUGGCCCGCCUGUACCAUCCCGACAAGAACCCGGCGGGGCGGGACAUGUUCAUGGGGGUGCAGGCCGCAUACGAGCGGCUGCAGGCGGGGGCUGCGGGCGGGCAGGGGCCGCAGCCCUGGCGCGUGCGCCUCAUCCUGCAGGCCCAGUGCGUGCUGUUCAGGCGCUGCCCCGAGGUGCUGGAGCCCUUCAAGUAUGCCGGCUACCCGCUGCUGCUGGCCACGCUGCCUGCUGGGCCGGCGGAAGAUGGCGCCCACGACGGCUCCGAUGCAGGAGCAGCGGGAGCGGCAGCGGCAGCUGAGCACUUUCUGUCGCCGGAAGUUGCGCCGCAGCUGCAGGCCGCCACCGAGCUCUGCUGGCUCACCUGCGCCUGCUCUCGGCUCAACGGCGAGGAGCUGACGCGGGCGGGCGGCCUGCGCCUGCUGGGCGGCCUGCUCAUGCGCUGCAUCGCAGUCGUGCCGGCUGACGUGGCGCCGCACCAGCCGGCGGCAGUGAUUGCCGCCCACGCGCUGCGGGCUCUGGCCGUGAUGGCGGCCUUUGAGAAUGCGCGGGCCGAGCUGGAGCACAGCCAGCAGCUGGUGUCUGACGUUGUGCGGUGCUGCGGGCUGCAGCGCGCACCUGCGGCGGUGGAGGCGGCCCUGCUGUGCCUGGCGCGCUGCUGCGCCAGCGGGAAGCUGCAGGAGCUUCUGCUGGCCCGGGGCAUGCUGGCCUAUGUGGUGCCCCUCCUGCUCUGCUACGACGCCACCCACAGCGAUGCCGACCGCGGCGACUCCCAGCUGCAGCACCAGCGCCUGCCCGGCGUGGACGACGCCCCCGCCAUCCUGCGCCUGCCGCUGCACCGCGCCAACGCCCAGGCCACCGCCAACCUGCACGCCCAGCUGGCUGCGCGCGCCCUGGCGGCGCUGGCUGGCUACCCGCCGCCGCCGGAGGGCGAGCAGAGGGAAGGGUCUGGCACGCCGGCCGCGGCCGCGGCGCCCACGCCGCCCUGCCCGCCGGCGCAGCGCACGCUGGCGGCGCUGCUGACGGUCACGCUGGCCCCGCGCCUGGGCGCCGCCGAUCCCCUGCCGCUACUGCGCGACCUUAAUAGCGCGGUACAGACCCCCCAUGCCAUCUGGAACGGCGCCAUGCGGCGCGAGCUGCUGGAGCUGCUGGAGGAGCAGCGGCGCACGGCGGCCGCCGCCGCCGCCACCGCGGAGCCCGCGGCGGCGGCGGCGGCCGCCGAGGCGGCCUCUGGGUUCACGUACCAGGCAUGCCGUGCCUGCUGCGCCUGCUACCCUGCCUGGCUACUUUUUCUUCGGGCGGGACAGCAAGGCCUACUGCUGUGCCUGGCUACGCUGCCCAAGCCGCAGCUCUGCCUGCGCGGCGAGCUUGUGGUGGCGGGCGUGUUUGUGCGCGUGUAUGUGGAGCAGCCAGACUUCCGCCUGGCCGACCCGCCUGCCUUCUGCAAGGCGCUCGUCACUUACAUCUACCAGCAGCAGCAGCAGCAGCAGCAGCAGCAGCAGCAGCAGCAGCAGGGCCAGGCGGCGGCAGGCCAGGAGGCGGCCGCGGACGGCGCCGGCGCCGGCGGCGACGGCCCGCAGCGGCGGCACCUGCUGCAGGCGCUGCGCGCGCUGAGGCUGGUGCUGGAGGGCUCGCCGCGCCUGCUGGGCCUGCUGGCCACCAAGCCGGCGGUGGACCCCCUGCUGGAGUGCCUGCGCCCCGCCUGUACCGCCGGCCUGCCUGGCGGUACCGCCUGGGCCGCCGCCGCGGCCGCCAGCAGCAGCGAGGCGGCAGCUGCGCUGGCUGCAUCGCCGCCCGUCUGGGCGGCGCCGCAGGCCAAUGCCGCGGCAGCCGACGGCGGCGGCAUCGGCGGCGUCAGCUCUGCUGACCUGGAGGUGGCGGAGCUGGCGCUGACGGUGCUGCUGCGCCUCACGGCGCACGCAGGCUGCAUCGAUGCCUUAUCCCAGGACAAAUGCUCCACCCAGGCCUACUGGCUGGCCCACCGGGCUCCCACCACAGCGCUGCUGAUGCUGGCGCUGCGCCUGCUGCACGCGCUGGCGGGCACCGCAGCGUGCGCCUGGGGGGCGGCCGCCCACAGCGGCACCCUGUACCUGCUCACCCUGCUGCUGCCCACAUACGCUGUGCCCGAGGAGGAGCGGGAGGCGUUUGAGGCGGUGCGCGUGGCUGCGGCAGCGCUGCUGGCGCGGCUGGCCGCGCACUCCCUGCACGGCGCACGCGUCACCCUCAUCCUCAGCAAGCUGCUGCCGCCGGGGCUGGUGUCGGCGAUUCAGGAUGGGCCGGGCGAGGCGGCGGUGGUUGCGCUGGGGCAGGCCAGCGAGUCGCCCGAGCGGGUGUGGAACCGCAGCAUGCGGGAGGCGGCGGCCGAGGAGAUUGCGCACCUGGCGGCGGCGGCCCGUGCCCAGCAGGCGGGCGGCACGCUGGAGUGGCAGCUGCCCGACGGCUUCCGCAUGCAGUACCAGGAACUGGCGGGGGAGCUGAUGGUGGGGGGCGUGUAUGUGCGGCUGUACCUCAAGGAUCCGCGGUACCCCCUCAGGAGCCCAAAGGCGUUCCUGGAGGGCCUGCUGGAGCGGUACGUGUCCCAGGUGCAGCGUGGUACGCCCGGCGCCAGCCUGGGCAGCCCCUCCAAGCCCUCCUCCGCGCUGGCGCUGGCCCCCGGCUCCGCGCCGCCGCCGUCGGUCGCCGCCGACGUGCAGCAGGCUGCUGCGGCGGCCGCCAUGGGCGGGGACCUGCCGCUGCUGCUGUCGGCGGCGGCGGUGGCGCUGCUGCAGGCGCAGCCCGCGCUGGGGGAGCACGCCGUGGCGCUGGGGUAUAUGGAGAAGCUGGUGCGGCUGCUGGCGGCGCGGGCGCCGCCGCUGCCGGCGGGCACCAUCACCGCGGAGCUCCUGGAGGGCGCGCCGCCGCUGCCAGACGACCUCAGCGGCUCCCUGCUGCGCCUGCUGCACCAGCUGGCUUCGUGCGGGGCGGCGGCCGAGGCGCUGGCGCGCUGCGCGCCGCCCGCGGUGCCGCCGCUGCUGGGGGCCAUGUGCUGGGGCACGGGGGCGGCGGUGCUGUCGCUGGAGACGCUCAAGCGAGCACUGGCGCCCUCCAACCGCUGGAGGGACAGCCUGGUCGCGGGCCUGGUGCCGCUGCUGCUCCACCGCCUCGACUGGCGGCACGGCCAGCGCGGCCAGGAGGGGCAGGAGGAGCGCGACGCCUCUGUGCAGCGCGUGCUGACCGUGGACCUGCUGAACCUGCUGGCGCUGGUGCAGCAGGAGGGCGGCGGCGCGCCCGGGGAGCGCGUGCGCGCACUGCUGGACGCCUCGGAUGUGUGGGGCGCGUACCGCGGCCAGCGCCACGACCUCUUCCUGCCGUCCGGCGGCAGCCACGCCAGCGGUGAGCCUCCUGAGGCGACACGCGCUGCCAGUGAGUGA